Monopterus albus (swamp eel) is the source of this 2144-nucleotide messenger RNA. It is a transcript of the gene ddx19a, whose product is annotated as DEAD-box helicase 19a. The coding region runs from base 157 to 1620 and encodes 487 amino acids. NCBI's taxonomy places the organism in Eukaryota, Metazoa, Chordata, Actinopteri, Synbranchiformes, Synbranchidae. Gene Ontology annotation, molecular function: ATP binding; nucleic acid binding; RNA helicase activity. The record is from RefSeq and is a predicted model, not a curated record. The transcript has 11 exons.
UAAAUAACACCGUUGAUUAGCACUUCGGUUGAUUCUGGAGGCGCGAGCCCUAAACUUUCGACACUUGUGGUGCCUGUGAAAGCAGCGUCAGCAGUUCAGCUCCAAACAGCGGUAUCUGACCUCAUAAAAGUUUUAACGGUGUUAAUUUAACCCAAAAUGUCCGAAGACUCGUGGGCGCUUUCAGUCGAUAACCAAGAGGCUUCAACACCGGCCAUGCAGAUGGACUUCUCAAAGAAAGUGGAUCGGAUGCGUGGUCUACGUAAACCGCCAACCGACUUAAACAGCAACAUUUGGCUGGAGAAGGAUGAAAGUGAGGACUGGCGAGGCGACACCGACAAAGUGAACCUGGCUGAGCAGUCCCUCUUGAACAAAAUAAUCCGCAGGUCUCUGGUGCGGAACCGAAACCAGGUGGAGGUUUUGCAGAGGGACCCCACCUCUCCCCUGUACUCUGUAAAGACCUUUGAGGAGCUCAGACUCAAACCCGAGCUGCUGAAUGGAGUAUACAGCAUGGGUUUCAACAGACCGUCAAGGAUCCAGGAGAACGCUUUGCCCAUGAUGUUGGCACAGCCACCUCAAAAUCUGAUUGCCCAGUCACAGUCUGGCACAGGGAAAACGGCUGCUUUUUCUCUGGCUGUGCUCAGCCAUGUAAAUCCAGCCAAUAAGUGGACGCAGUGCCUGUGCAUCGCACCCACAUACGAACUCGCUCUGCAGAUCGGUCAAGUAAUUGAGCAAAUGGGGAAAUUUUGUCCAGAUGUGAAACUGUCCUAUGCCAUUCGAGGCAACAGAAUGCAGCGAGGUGUCAAGGUGCAGGAGCAGAUUGUCAUUGGAACACCAGGCACAGUCCUCGACUGGUGCACCAAGCUCAAGGCCAUUGACCCCAAGAAGAUUACAAUGUUUGUGCUGGAUGAGGCUGAUGUGAUGAUUGGCACACAGGGUCAUCGGGACCAGAGCAUUCGUAUCCAUAGACAGUUGUCACAGGACUGUCAGAUGCUCCUUUUCUCUGCAACCUUUGAGGACUCUGUGUGGAGCUUUGCAGAGCAAGUGGUUCCUGACCCCAAUAUCAUCAGGCUGAAGCGUGAAGAGGAGACACUGGACACAAUCAAGCAGUUCUAUGUGCUCUGCAAGGAUAAGGAGGACAAGUUCGUGGCACUCUGUAAUCUAUACGGGAGCCUUACCGUUGCACAGGCCAUGAUCUUCUGCCGUACUCGCAAAAUGGCUGCUUGGCUGUCUGCGCACCUGUCCGUGGAGGGCCACCAGGUGGCGUUGCUGAGUGGGGAAAUGACAGUGGAGCAGAGAGCCACUGUCAUCGAGCGCUUUAGGGAGGGCAAAGAGAAGGUGCUCGUAACCACAAAUGUGUGCUCGAGAGGUAUUGAUGUGGAGCAGGUGUCACUUGUGGUGAACUUUGACAUGCCUGUGGACAUGGAUGGGAACGCUGACAACGAGACAUACCUUCAUCGAAUUGGCCGCACAGGACGCUUUGGCAGGAGAGGAUUUGCAGUAAACAUGGUUGACAGCAAACACAGCAUGGAUAUCAUUCAUCAAAUUGAGAUGCAUUUCAACCGAAGAAUCACCAUACUUGACACAAACAAUCUUGAAGAAAUGGACGAGAAGUUGGGCUGAAUGCUUCGCUGCACUCACUGCUCAUCAAUAAAACAGGUAGACAUGUGACUUUAGUUCUUUCAAGGGUUUGUUUGCGUUUUGUUCACGAGACUGUUGACUAUGCCCAACCUUUUUAACAGCAGUAAUUUGUGCCAAGGUUUCCCUUAGAUUUUAUUUGAUACAGACAACUUUGAUCCUUGAAGUAGGUCUUUAAGCUGCACUUCCCAGAGGAUUUAAACUAACCUCUAGCUGUUAAUGUAGCAUAUAAAUUGUAUAUAGUGAUAAUACUAAAGCUGGUUUGCAGUGUUGUUCAAUAAUCUGGAGUGUAGAAUUUAAUGGGAUAAGAAUGUCUUAUUUAUAGAUGUUUGCAUGGUUUGACCAGGGUUGAGUUCAAAUAUAACAUCCUUGUGUGACUUGAAGUGUGUUAAGGUCUAAAAAUGCAUGUUUCAGCUCAGUAGUUGGUUACCAGUAUCCUCAUUUAAAUGUUGUUAUAACAGACUGAAGUUGUUUCUCAGUUGUGUGUAUAAUAAAAAAUAUAAAGCCUG